Molecule: messenger RNA, 4861 nt
Organism: Protopterus annectens (West African lungfish)
Lineage: Eukaryota; Metazoa; Chordata; Ceratodontiformes; Protopteridae
Gene: SEC24D
Product: SEC24 homolog D, COPII coat complex component
Exons: 23
Coding region: 167-3268 (1033 amino acids)
Biological process (GO): COPII-coated vesicle cargo loading; intracellular protein transport; endoplasmic reticulum to Golgi vesicle-mediated transport
Cellular component (GO): COPII vesicle coat; endoplasmic reticulum exit site
Molecular function (GO): SNARE binding; zinc ion binding
Source: RefSeq, a predicted model, not a curated record
GGUAAUUGCUAUGUGAGGGUUGUACAUCUCCUUAGAGCUUGACGUGGCACUAGUUUUUGGUCCUCCUCCUUUCACUUACAGAUACAGGGAUCACAGCCACUUCUGCCAGGUGCUAAAAGUCAGGUUAGAUAAAACAUCUGUUCCUUGUUAUGAAAAUUCUGUGAACAUGAGUCAGCAAGGUUAUGUUGCAACUUCUUAUUCUCAGCCUCAGCCAGGAAUUGGAGGUUAUCCUACAGCUUAUGGACCAACCUCUACUCAGCCAUUCUAUGGUCACUACAGUGGAACAGUUCAGCAGUUCUCUGCAGCCCCAGGCCCUUUGAAACCAGCUCCCCCUUCUGGACCUUUGUCGACUGCUGGAUCACAGUCAUCUGGACCCCCUCCACUUAUACAGAGUAACAUUCAUAAUGGGCACAGUAGUCCGGAAAAUACAGCACAAAGGUUCCAGGGUCCUGUAGCUGUCAAUGGUCCAGGAACUUCAUACCCACCCUAUGGACAGCCACCUUAUCCAAGUCCUGCAUCUUCAGCACCAACACAGCAACUUACAAAUCAGAUGGGCUCUCUGCAUUUAAGUGGCUAUGCUCCUGGCACUGCUCAGAAUCAUCACAUGCCUCCAAGUGCAGUACCUCAAGCACCUUUUCCAACAUCUCCUACACAGCAUUUACCUCCUCCUUCUCUCAGCACAGGGGCACAGAGACCCCCACCACCAGCAGCUGUGCCUACUGCCAUGAGUGCUCUUCCUACUUCACCUUCAUUGGUUAUGCAGGGAGGACAUCCGGGAUACAGUCCUCAAAGUGCAGGCUUUCCUCAACAGCUUCCAGGCCAGCCACCCAUUGCAGGAUACCAUCCACCACAACAAAAUGCUCUAUCCGGACCCCAGUUGGCAUAUCCUGGAAGUUUACCAGGGAGUUCGCAACAAAUGAGUGCUCAGCAGAAGAGACUUGACCCUGACUCCAUUCCUAGUCCUAUCCAUGUAAUUGAGGAUGACAGAAGUCGCAGAGCAGGACAAGUAUACCCAACUAAUAUCAGAGGACAAGUCCCUCCCCUUGUUACCACAGAUUGUGUGAUUCAGGACCAAGGCAAUGCCAGUCCUCGGUUAAUUCGCUGCACAAGUUAUUGCUUUCCAAGUACUUCAGAUAUGGCAAAACAAGCACGUAUUCCUUUAGCAGCAGUAAUUAAGCCAUUUGCUGUAAUCCCUCCAAAUGAGACACCUCUUUAUCUUGUGAACCAUGGUGAGGAUGGACCUGUCAGAUGCAACCGAUGCAAGGCAUAUAUGUGCCCAUAUAUGCAGUUUAUUGAAGGUGGGCGGAAGUAUCAGUGUGGCUUCUGUAACUGUAUUAACGAAGUUCCUCAGUUCUAUUUUCAACAUCUAGACCACAUUGGUAGAAGACUAGAUUAUUAUGAAAGGCCAGAACUCUCUUUAGGAUCGUAUGAAUUUGCUGCAACUUUGGACUACUGUAAGAAUAACAAGCUUCCAAACCCUCCUGCCUUCAUCUUUAUGAUAGACGUAUCCUUCACUAAUAUAAAGAAUGGUCUGGUGAAACUUAUAUGUGAUGAACUGAAGACCUUACUGGAAAAACUUCCAAGAGGAGAGCAAACAGAAGGAGAAAACUCAGGCAUCCGAGUCGGAUUUGUGACAUACAACAAAGUUCUUCAUUUCUACAAUGUGAAGAGUAACCUGGCACAGCCCCAGAUGAUGGUGGUUUCUGAUGUUGGAGAGAUGUUUGUUCCACUACUGGAUGGCUUCCUUGUAAACUUUCAGGACUCUCGAUCAGUUAUUAAUAACCUAUUAGACCAGAUUCCAGAGAUGUUUGCAGAUACCAGUGAGAGUGAGACUGUAUUUGCUCCUGUUAUCCAGGCUGGCAUGGAAGCUUUGAAGGCAGCAGAAUGUGCAGGGAAGCUAUUCAUCUUUCAUUCAUCCUUUCCUACUGCUGAAGCACCUGGCAAACUGAAGAACAGAGAUGACCGAAAACUAGUGAAUACAGACAAAGAGAAGACCUUGUUCCUGCCUCAGAGUGGAAUUUAUGAAACCUUGGCCAAAGAAUGUGUUGCUAACAGCUGCUGUGUGGAUCUGUUCCUUUUCCCCAACCAGUACAUAGAUGUAGCAACCGUGGGACUUGUGUCAUUGCAUACUGGAGGAACUCUCUACAAGUACAGUAAUUUUCAGAUACAUUCUGAUGGAGAACACUUCCUCAGUGAUUUAAGAAGAGAUGUGCAAAAACGAAUAGGGUUUGAUUCCAUCAUGAGGGUCCGAACAAGUACUGGCUUCAGAGCUACUGAUUUCUUUGGAGCCAUUUACAUGAACAAUACUACAGAUAUAGAGAUGGCAGCUGUCGACUGCGACAAAGCACUGACAGUGGAAUUCAAACAUGAUGACAAACUUAAUGAAGAUUCUGGGGCCUUGAUACAGUGUGCUUUGCUUUAUACCACAGUCUGUGGACAAAGACGCAUUCGCAUAAUUAAUACUGGACUAAACUGUAGCACCCAACUAAGUGACCUCUUCAAGAGCUGUGAAACAGAUGCUCUUAUAAACUUUUUUGCAAAAUCAGCAUACAAAGCUAUCCUAAGCCAACCAUUGAAGACAGUUCGAGACAUUCUAAUAAGUCAGACUGCUCAUAUAUUAGCAUGCUACAGAAAACACUGUGCCAGUCCCUCUGCUGCCAGUCAGCUUAUUCUCCCUGAUUCAAUGAAGGUUUUGCCAGUCUAUAUGAAUUGUCUGUUGAAGAGCUUUGUUCUUGUUGGAAGCACAGAACUCUCAACCGAUGAGCGAGCAUACCAGAGACAGAUGGUUAUGUCUAUGGAUGUUUCUGAUUCUCAGUCCUUCUUCUACCCUCAGCUUUUGCCUAUUCAUAAUAUGGAUACAAACAGCGAAACAGUGCCCUCUGCUGUCCGUUGUUCUGAAGAGCGGUUAGCUGAUACUGGAAUUUUCUUGCUGGAGAAUGGACUAAAUUUGUUUCUCUGGCUGGGAAUGAACUCUCCCCCAGAACUCAUUCAGGGUAUCUUUAAUGUACCAUCUUUCACACAUGUCAAUACAGAUGCAACAUUACUUCCUGAGCUGGACAAUCCUUAUGCAAAGAAACUUAAGUCGAUAUUGGAUGGUAUAAGAUGUCAGAGGCCUCGCUCAUUGAAGCUGAUGAUCGUGAAACAGAAGGAAAAGUCUGAGAUGAUAUUCAGGCAGUCCCUGAUGGAAGACAAAGGCUUGUAUGGUGGAGCUUCCUACAUGGAUUUCCUUUGUUGCGUUCAUAAAGAGAUUCGACAGCUUCUUAGUUAAUUUUUAAGCAAUUCUUCACUAUGUGCCUUACAGCAAAAAGAAGUUUCUAACUUCUUUGCCUGCUCACAACUUAAUGUUUACCAAAAACUUUCAGAGUUUCUAUUUUACCUCAGUAAUUCCUGCCUCCAAAUAGAAGGAAACUUUACAACUGUUUGGAGGACAGUACCAUACUAAGUAAAAGGGAACUUUUUUUCAUUGCACAAGUGUAAAUGUCUUUUCUUAACCAGAUUGACAGAUACAUUCCAUCUUUCUACUUUUAUCAUUGUAAUUACUUAAAUUGUAAUUUGUAAACAAAGCAAUACUGUCUGAUACUUGAGUAAUGUAUCACCGAAUCCAGUAGAGUUGUCAUUUGAUGUCUGUCUUUCAGGAUGAUCCUAGCUCUUGUAGUGGUAAUCUUUGUAAAAUAUGUCUCUGUCUGAUGACAUCUGUUAAAUGUUAGUGCAGCAUUAUCACACUGAUGCUCAUAAAGGUCACACACACAGAUUUUGCAUUAUUACCUGACAAGUAUGGCGCACUGUUUAAAGAGGACUGAGUAAUACAAACAUUCUUCUUCCUGGAGUUGCAUUAACACCAUUCCCACAUUUAUAUGACUUUUUUGCUCUUUGUUAAACUUGACUGAGUACAUCUGACUUCAGGAACUGCUAUUGUGUAUUUCCAAUUAUCUGAGCAUUUUGUGGCACUAACAGGAUAAUUCUGGACUGUUUAUGUUCGGUGAAGUGGUAUUAGUGGUGUGAAAGAAUUGAUGUGAAAAAGAUUUCAAAUAUAAUAAUAUGGAGAGAGAAGUUGCAUUUGAAAAUAUCAGAGGGCACCUCCAAGCUUGAUGAUUUUAUUUCUUAGUACACACAGAGGAUCUGAAUGGAAUACCACUGCAGAAAAGACUGUCAGCAUUCUGUUAAACCUGCAAAAUGAAUCCCUUCCUGCUUACGUAUGAGUGGAUUAACUACAUCCAGAUUAGGUGUCAUUGCUUCCACUAGGAAGUUUCUGAAAUGGCAUGGUAUUAAUAUUUUAUAUUUGUAAAUUACUUCCGUGUAACAAGACAGGAUUUGUCAACUUGUGAGCUCCCCCAAGAAAGUUUCUUCUUUAUAAUUUUUCAGUUUUGUAUGAAACUUUAUUAUGUGCAUACUUGGGGUAUGAGUAAGACAGCUUCUUCAAAAUUAAGCUAUGGAUUAGUUUCAUGUUGCUUUCUUCAUGAGUAGUUCAUGUUUUUGAGGCCUUGAUGAAUCACGUCAUUAAGAAUUAUCAUUUAAGACUGCUACCAUUCACUUUUUGUUUUUAAUUAUUUAUUUACUGAAGAGAUAAUCCUUUUAUUUUAGACUGUUGCCUCUGAUAAGGAGUUGUACUUAGCAAAUCGGUAUAAAUAAUUUCAACUUGCUGGUAUGUGCUUAUUUAACAUGUAGUAGAGUUGCCAGAAUAUAGCAGUGAGAUGUGAAUGAUUUUUCCUCAUACAACCUUCUAUGGGCGAUUUUAUGUUGCACAUUGUGCAGAUCUGAUGAAGUUCAUUUAUCAUGGAUUACCCCUAACAUUAUUUGAGGAUUUGCAGUCACUGAGCCUCAUGUACCAAAGAAUAAGUAAUAAACAUAAUUUUAAAAGUGA